AUGGGCAGUGCAGCGGCUACCGCCACGGCUCCUUCUACAGCCGCUGCUGCCGGGCCUGCUGCUCACAACCAUGGCCCUCCCUCACGGAAACGCCGUCGCUCCCAGGAACCCGACUGGAAUACCUUCUAUCGCAACGGUUUGCCAAAGGAAAUUAUCGUCAUUGACGACACCCCGGAGCCGGAAGCCAACACCAGUCGAAAAUUGGCAUCGUCCAUCACAAAUGGCGACGCAUCUGGCGGUGCUGCUUCCUACGAGGCGACUGCUACCAACACUCGCCAGCCCAUGAAGCGACGACGUCGGGAUGCUCCCGCUUCGGGCUAUCACGUUCAAUAUGUGGGCUCCCUCACAAACACACCGCUGCAACACGGCACACCCAUCGGCUCUACACUCUCUAGUGACCGCACCAACUCAUUUCUCAACACCACCGCCCCGACUUCUCUUUCUUCUCAUAGCCAGUAUGACGAGGCUCCUGUUCCUUUAAAGCGCAAGCGGACUACCCGUCAGCAGGCGGCCAACGAAGCGAAACGUCGAGAUGUCAAUGGCCUAGGGGGCCGACUUCUCACGUACAAGCCGCCACCAUUUCCCCCGAAAAAGGUUGCAGAUGUUCAAGUCCGGGUUGUACACGAUGUUGAUGAUGACGAUGGGCACUACAUCGUCGUUCCCGAUGCGGAACUCACUGAAAAUUACCAAAUUACCCGCUUGCUUGGCCAAGGAACUUUUGGCAAGGUUGUUCAAGCCCGUGAUAAAAAGCGGAACCAGGCUGUUGCCGUCAAAAUUAUUCGAUCAGUGCAAAAGUACCGCGAUGCGUCAAGGAUUGAAUUGCGAGUUCUAGCUACUCUCAAGGCCAAUGACGCCAAUAAUCGAUAUCAAUGCAUACACCUAACGGACUGCUUUGACUAUCGGGGCCAUAUCUGCAUUGUCAUGGACCUCUUGGGUCAGAGUGUCUUUGACUUCUUAAAGGGCAACGGUUUUGUACCCUUUCCUAAUAGUCAUAUUCAAAACUUUGCUCGUCAACUCUUUACGAGUGUAGCCUGUGAGUACAAGGCGUUUUCAAAUGCUUUUUAA
Messenger RNA from Metarhizium acridum CQMa 102, 1065 nucleotides. Lineage: Eukaryota; Fungi; Ascomycota; Sordariomycetes; Hypocreales; Clavicipitaceae. The record is from RefSeq and is a predicted model, not a curated record.